GGUGGAGACGGUCGCACUGCUCCAUCAGUCAGCGCGACAGAGACAUCGCGAUAGUGUGAAAGCGAGAAGGCGUGUGUGUUAUUGUUAUUGUUUUCAUUACAAGGCGCGCGACGAGUGCGAAAUGCCAGUGUUGUUGCUGCUACGCUGAAUGGCGCAACGGAAUGAAAAAGCUGAUAAAACCCGAAAACAAAUUGAGUAAACAAAGCAGUGCAAAAACCGAACAGAAAUUGAUAAGCAUAAAAUUAAUAAACGCUCGUAAACGCUACCGUUGCACCUGUGAAAGCGGUAUUAAAUGGACAGAAUCUCAAUUGCACUUGGAGCCAUCGGUGGGCGGCGAGCCAUGUAAGACUAGGAGCCGGAGACCACAGCCACCAGAAUGUCCAGAUAGCAGCCCCAGGAUCCCCGUCUCGAUCUCAACCAGGCGCAGCAAUCAGCAUACAUUCAAAAGUCCAGAAAAGUGAAGGAAUUCGAAUAGAAAUUUCUGGUUACCAAACAUGGCACACUACAGUGGUCAUCGCCAGCCGGCGGAGGUGCCGGCCCAUUUCAAGGAUCUCUUCACCAAUGGCCAGUUGGGCGCGGCUGAGGAGGGCAACAAUAACAAUGACCAGAACGAGCAGGAGAAUCGUCCCAGUAACAAUAAUAAUAAUGCUGGACCCACGGAUCCCGCCUGCUGGGUCUUCGGUUACGGAUCCUUGUGCUGGCAUCCCGGCUUCACCUACACCAAGUGCAUCACCGGCUACAUUAGGGGAUAUGUUCGCCGUUUCUGGCAGGGCAACGUCACACAUCGCGGCUGCGAAGAAAAGCCUGGACGUGUUGCAACGCUCGUUGAGGACAAAGAGGGAAUCACUUGGGGCUGCGCCUACAGAAUAACAGGCAGCACGGCACUGGACUAUCUCAAGCAGCGCGAGUGCACGCUGGGUGGCUAUGCAACGAUUGAUACCAAGUUCUUCCCGCGCGUCGCCUCGCAGGACACGCCCUUUAGCGGCGAGGCGGUUGAGGUACUGGUCUAUGUGGCCACGCCAGAGAAUAUCCAUUGGCUGGGCGAUGAUCCGGUGGAGGAGAUUGCCCAACAGAUUGUAUCCUGCCGCGGUCCCAGCGGACACAAUGCGGAGUACCUGCUGCGCCUGGCGUUGUUCAUGCACGAGGAGAUACCCGGCGUUAGGGACGAUCAUCUGUUCGAGCUGGAGCGCUUGGUUUUAGAGGAACUGUAUCGCCGCCAAAUACCUCUGUCGUCUGUGAUGGGCCGCAAUCCAGAUAGGAUACGGCGCGACUCGCACGAGGACAUCCGCCGCCCGCCAUCCUUCGAGUUCACCUCCCGUGUGCCCGAUACCAAACUGCGUUGCCUGAACAUUUGAUUGCUGGUGUGCUGGCGCGAUGGCGGCCGAAGACGGACCGCGUUGAUUGCUAGAGCAAAUUCCAAAUUAUUGAUCCGACAUGAUGUUAGCUUGUUAGGUAACCAGAGUCUAUUGCCAAAUUUGACGUAUUUCUUUAAAUUGUAAAUAAUCCUAGGCCUAAUCAUAAGCAGCAACUCCUCGAUAAGUGAUCUGAUUUAGCCAAUAAGCUAGGAUUAAGCACAAAACACUUUUUACACGCAACUGUCAGGGAGUUAAAUUAAAACUGAAAUGAAAUGAA
Molecule: messenger RNA, 1632 nt
Organism: Drosophila yakuba
Lineage: Eukaryota; Metazoa; Arthropoda; Insecta; Diptera; Drosophilidae
Product: glutathione-specific gamma-glutamylcyclotransferase 1
Exons: 5
Coding region: 495-1355 (286 amino acids)
Biological process (GO): glutathione catabolic process
Cellular component (GO): cytoplasm
Molecular function (GO): gamma-glutamylcyclotransferase activity; glutathione specific gamma-glutamylcyclotransferase activity
Source: RefSeq, a predicted model, not a curated record